UCCUCCCUAGGUAUAAUUUUAAUAGCGCGUCCACGGUUCCUAUAAUCUCAUUAUUCAUUACUUCUGAUUUCGCUCACAAGAGAAAGAGGAAAAAUCCAAUCUCUAAAUUCGAAUUCGAAUACUUGAAUCGCGGAGCAAACCCUAGAUUUUUGUGUAUUGCAGAGGGAACUGGAAACGACUGUCGUAGCGGAAGCAGAAGUGCUGUGUCAGUACCUCGGUGGUCCUAGAGCCGCGGCCAAUCUUCAGAUCGACGACAUGUUGGACUUGCCGCCGUCUUCGCCUUCACCUUCUUCUCCGAUUCUUCAAGCCGUUCGCGCUUCUCAGGAGCCUGUCGCCGCGGAGUUCGCCGCAACGCGCUUUGAAUCGGUUGUUGAUUGCUCAGAUAUCAUUCAAGAAGCUGUUAUCGAGUCUUCCACGAUCAAGUUUGUCCCAAGCAUCCGAUCUGGUAGCUAUGCUGACAUUGGGCUGCGAAAAUCCAUGGAGGAUGAGCACAUUAGGAUUGAUGAUCUUUCUGCUGAGGUGGGGCCCCUCUUCAGGUGUUCACUUCCAAGUGCCUUCUAUGCAGUGUUUGAUGGGCAUGGAGGCCCUGAAGCAGCAGCUUAUAUCAAGAGGAAUGUCAUGAGGCUGUUUUUUGAAGAUGUUGAUAUACCACAAAUGUCUGAAAUUAAUGAUAUUUUCUUAGAGGAAUUGGAAAAUUGUCAUCGCAAGGCAUUUUUAUUGGCUGAUCUUGCCUUGGCUGAUGAAUGCACUGUUAGCAGUUCAUGUGGAACAACAGCCUUGACCGCUCUAAUACUCGGAAGGCAUCUACUAGUGGCCAAUGUUGGUGACUGUCGAGCAGUUCUCUGCAGGAAAGGACAAGCAGUCCAGAUGUCUCAAGAUCACAGACCGAGUUAUCUCCCAGAGUGCAAGCGUGUCGAGGCCGUAGGUGGUUACAUUCUCGACGGGUAUCUCAACGAUCUCUCCGUCACCCGAGCCCUCGGAGACUGGGGAAUGAAAUUCCCUGAUGGUUCUCCAUCACCUCUCAUUGCUGAGCCAGACUUUCGACAGAUUAUUCUAACAGAAGACGAUGAGUUCCUGAUUAUUGGCUGCGAUGGGAUCUGGGAUGCCAUGCCGAACCAGCAUGCAGUCAGCCUGGUUCGCCGUGGAAUGAGGCGGCACAACAACCCGCAGCAGUGUGCUAGAGACCUCGUCAUGGAAGCAUUACGGCUACACACACCGGAUAAUCUCACUGCGAUUGUCAUCUGCUUCUCUUCCCCCGAUCACAGUGAGGCAUUCCCACCACCACAGAGGCUGAGGUUCAGAUGCUGUAGUCUCUCCGAGGAAGCCCGAAACAGGCUGAAGAGCUUGCUGGAAGGCUAAUUGCAUUCAAAAUACGAGGGGAGGAGAUCAUAAUGUCUGUUUAUGGCCUGCUUCAGAUCAUAGGUUACAAAAGAAUCAGCCAAAAGUUUUGUAGAAGAGAUGAAAGCUAGGAUAAUCUCCUAGUUGAGUAUAGUGCGAGAAUAAUCACCUUGAUUCCAUUCAUCUCUCCAUCAUUAUUUAACGUUUUAUAUGUACAUGUGGAUUGCGAAUACUCCUAAUGGACACUGCAUUGAUCUUGAA
This is a messenger RNA of Vitis vinifera (wine grape), 1599 nucleotides long. RefSeq names its product probable protein phosphatase 2C 49. Gene Ontology annotation, molecular function: cation binding; protein serine/threonine phosphatase activity. The record is from RefSeq and is a predicted model, not a curated record. Gene Ontology annotation, biological process: protein dephosphorylation. Bases 256 to 1359 code for a protein of 367 amino acids. NCBI's taxonomy places the organism in Eukaryota, Viridiplantae, Streptophyta, Magnoliopsida, Vitales, Vitaceae. The transcript has 3 exons.